Messenger RNA from Pseudozyma flocculosa PF-1, 342 nucleotides. RefSeq lists its product as uncharacterized. Bases 1 to 342 code for a protein of 113 amino acids. The transcript has a single exon. NCBI's taxonomy places the organism in Eukaryota, Fungi, Basidiomycota, Ustilaginomycetes, Ustilaginales, Ustilaginaceae. The record is from RefSeq and is a predicted model, not a curated record.
AUGACAGAUCGCACAGCAUCGAGCCAUCCCUCGGUGGCCCCCCAGACCUCCGUCUCACGCGACGUCGCUCCUCCGCCGACCACACCCUCGUCGGCCUCGCCCCCAGCUCUCCAGCAGGCGGCUGCGGCCACGCCCCACGUCGUCGCUCAAGAUCAGCCCGACUCGCUGGCAACCCAGAUCCAACACCACGGCCAGGUUUCUGUCAACACGACGAAUCCCGACGGUUCAAAGCAACCGGUCAAGGUCGUCGUCGAGCAGCAACGCCCCGCCCUCGCCGACCUGCCCUCCGACGCGCCCGCCGCCUGCAAGGCCGAUGCCGCAAUCUACUCUUCCGGCAAGUAG